This is a messenger RNA of Hyposmocoma kahamanoa, 663 nucleotides long. RefSeq names its product O-acyltransferase like protein-like. Lineage: Eukaryota; Metazoa; Arthropoda; Insecta; Lepidoptera; Cosmopterigidae. The record is from RefSeq and is a predicted model, not a curated record. The transcript is spliced from 4 exons. The coding region runs from base 66 to 554 and encodes 162 amino acids.
UGAAUUAUAUAUUAUGGAUAGUUAACUUAGUCGUACUGUCGUUGGCUUUCUUCGCGGUCACACCGAUGAAAAAGGAUGACUAUGAUAAUCAAACUUUCGACAACCUUGUGAAUUCCUUCAUGCGACCAUUGUGGGCCCUUGGAAUUGGUUGGCUUAUUCUUUCUUGCGCUGAAGGUUACGGAGGUCCAAUCAACUGGUUCUUGUCGCUACGCAUGUGGAAAUUGCCCUCUCGGCUUUCGUAUGCGAUCUAUUUGUUGCAUUUACCCUUACAAUACGUUAUAACCGAAGCAGCUUCUCAACACACUUACUUUUCCGUGAUGAAUUUUAUUUACAUAUUCCUCUGUGAAUCCGUUAUAAUUUUCGUAGUCAGCUUUGUUAUUGCAAUUCUGGUGGAUUCUCCGUGUUCCGUUAUUUUCAACGUGUUCUUAAAAGGCGGUAUAAAAAAAUCGUAUUCAAAGCAACAACGAGGUGAUAAAACAAAUGUUAAAACACCAAUUCCGACUAUUCAGGUCACAGAAGAGCCAGUUAUUGACACAAAUAAAGGCACAUCUUGAAGUUCUACUAAUUAUUUACAAUAAAAUUAAAGAUAUAUUCCGUUUAAAAUGUCUAAAUUUAUCAUUUAUCAAGAUUUCAUGUAUUUAUGUUAUGUAAUGGUCAGUAUAA